AAAUUUCUUCUGGGUCUCCAUUAUUCAUCUUUUUAAUUUCUCAUAAAAUUAAUCUCCUUUUUUUCUUCAUUUAAUAGUUUCUUUCCUUAUUCUCCAUCUACUUUUUUUUUCCCGAUUCUCUCUUUGUACUUCAUAAUUCUUUCCUCUAUAAAUUAUUGUCCACAAAACCCUUCUUUUUUUCUCUUUCCUCCACCUUCUUCCACCAAUUCAACAGUAACCCAUCUCCUCUCUGUUCUCCAUUUCUUUUCCCUUUCGAUUUCCAUCAGGGUUCUUUGCUUUGAUUAGCUUUUUUCAGAAUUCUUAGCGAUUCUGCAUAUGGGUCGGUUUUCUCAGGGCUGCUUUGUCGCCCAAAUUCGCAGAAACUGAUCGAAGAUGGUAAAAUUUUACAGUUCUCAGCUCCCAGGUUUGUGGGGGUGGCUCAAACUCUAACAGUUUAUCGAGUUUUUAAUCAUCCGGCUCGAGAAUAUUUUAUGUAACGUUUGAAUUCGUUUGUUGAUUUUUUUGAAUAAAAGAAACAAAAGAAGUGUUGAGAGCUUUUUGGUUGUUUUUGUUUGUUUGUUUAUUGUUGUUGGUUUAAGUGAAUUUAUGGUAUUUUCGUUGAACUGGUAACCCAUUGAUUUUCUUCGUCUCGUCUUUAUCAAGUUAUAAACCAAUUUCUUGGUCUGCUGUUUUUUUUGCUGCCUUCCAUGUGUUUGUGAAAACUCCCCUGUGUUUCUAGGAUUCUUUUUGUUUUCCUUUUUGCCUCUUUACUUUCACUCAAUCUAUCUAUAAAGCUUUACUGAAACAUGGAUUUAAUAAACGGCGCCGAGCCUGGCGACGUUUCGGUAGCUAAGAAUUCCGGUAACCAAGUAGCAGAUAUUGUUUCUGGUAAGUCUAAUGAUCCCCAAGAGAAGGAUUUGGGUUCAAAAGUGAAGGAGAAAACUGGAAGCAUAAGCAAUAAGGACAUGAUUUUCCGAGCUGAUAAGAUUGAUUUCAAGAACUGGGAUAUUCAGCUGGACAAGCACUUGAGCCGGGCUUGGUCAAGGGACAGGGAAGUGCCAGCCAAAAAGGAAGAAUGGGAGAUUGACUUGUCUAAACUGGAUAUUAGAUAUGUUAAAGCUCAUGGAACUUAUGGUACUAUUUACAGAGGAAAUUAUGAUGGCAAUGAUGUUGCAGUGAAAGUGCUCGAUUGGGGGGAGGAUGGUGUUUCCUCGGUUGCUGAAAUUGCUGCUCUUCGAGCAUCGUUUCGCCAGGAAGUUGCAGUUUGGCAUAAGCUUGACCAUCCAAAUGUUGCCAAGUUUUUUGGAGCAUCAAUGGGGACGUCCAACCUUAAAAUCCCUCCCAAAAGCUCACCAAGCGACAAUAACCAUUCUUUUCCUUCAAGGGCUUGUUGUGUUGUUGUGGAGUAUCUUCCAGGUGGAACACUAAAGAACUUCUUAAUCAGAAAUAGGAAAAAGAAACUUGCAUUUAAGGUUGUGAUUCAACUUGUUUUGGAUCUUUGUAGAGGUUUGAGUUAUCUACACUCUAAAAAGAUUGUACACCGUGACAUUAAAACAGAGAACGUGCUGCUAGAUGCUCAAAGAACUCUAAAAAUUGUUGAUUUCGGUGUUGCUCGAGUCGAAGCUCAAAACCCAAGGGAUAUGACGGGAGAGACUGGCACCCUUGGUUAUAUGGCUCCAGAGGUCCUGGAUGGUAAGCCUUAUAAUCGGAAAUGCGAUGUCUAUAGUUUCGGUAUAUGUUUAUGGGAAACCUAUUGCUGUGAUAUGCCUUAUCCCGAUCUCAGUUUUGCCGAAGUUUCAUCUGCAGUCGUACGACAGAAUUUGCGACCCGAGAUCCCUAGAUGUUGUCCGAGUUCAUUGGCAAAUAUCAUGAGAAGAUGUUGGGAUGCAAAUCCAGAUAGGCGUCCAGACAUGGACGAGGUUGUAAGUUUGUUGGAAGCCAUUGAUACAAGCAAGGGAGGUGGUAUGAUACCCGAAGAUCAGGCAUCUAGCUGUUUCUGUUUCGGCGUAGCUCGUGGUCCAUAAUUCUCAAGGUUUUCGUGUUCCAUAUUCAGACGUUAUCCCAAAUACUAAAUAAUGGAAAUGUCAACCAUUUAUUAUUGUAAUUAUAUUUUGUUGCAUUUAUCAUAAUGUUCUAUUGGAACAUCUCAUUGGACAUGUAUUUUUUUCAACCUAAACUUUGUUAAAAUUCUCUUA
This is a messenger RNA of Momordica charantia (bitter melon), 2174 nucleotides long. RefSeq names its product serine/threonine-protein kinase 52. Gene Ontology annotation, cellular component: plasma membrane. Gene Ontology annotation, molecular function: protein serine/threonine kinase activity; ATP binding. Gene Ontology annotation, biological process: protein phosphorylation. NCBI's taxonomy places the organism in Eukaryota, Viridiplantae, Streptophyta, Magnoliopsida, Cucurbitales, Cucurbitaceae. The record is from RefSeq and is a predicted model, not a curated record.